Messenger RNA from Chaetomium fimeti, 3154 nucleotides. RefSeq lists its product as uncharacterized. The transcript is spliced from 4 exons. Lineage: Eukaryota; Fungi; Ascomycota; Sordariomycetes; Sordariales; Chaetomiaceae. The record is from RefSeq and is a predicted model, not a curated record. The coding region runs from base 24 to 3038 and encodes 1004 amino acids.
UGUGAUCCGAGCCACCAACAUGCAUGAGGCAGACCUGCCAAGGCGUGAGGUUAACCGCCAGCCACCAGCUGAAGGCCGCCGGCCUCAGUCUCGAGCCUGAGACCGUUAAAAGGCGGGGGAAUUGCUUUGCUUCCAUCGGACGUGGAGGCGCUGAUUUACUAUCUCCAACCGGAUGUAAUCUAACCGCCAGGCCCAUAACGGAGAAAAUGAAGAUAGAAGAUCUCGAGAAGAACGGCAUCGUCUUGUCCGAAGAGCCAGCACCCGAGGGAUCUCUGCCCCGGCACAUUGAGAGGGUGCGGUCUUUCUUGUUGGACUUUGCUUGCACACUUGUCGACGGCCUAGACGACGGCGACGAUGACGAUGUCGAUUGUAUCGAGGACGUUCUCGAAGGCCUAGAUCUCGGACCGGUCGACCGUGACCUCCUCGACAAAUACAAAAUCAUCAGAGAUGAUGCUCGGAUCCUCCACUGGGGAAAAGACAGGGAGGCGGAAUGGCAGACGUUCUUUUGGUACAACUUCUUCCGCCCGCUGGUGGAAGACGCGAGGGUAAAGGACGAGGAUACACGGAACACCGCGCGUGCCAAGUUUUACUACGAGUCUUUUGAAAGCGCGCAAUCCCGACCCUGGACCCUGUUCAGGAAGAAAAGAGAGGACGACGACAGGAGAGAGAAAGGGUUUCGUCAAGAUGACCGGGCACAUCUGACCGAGCCCAAGCCGGACUGGGUUGCCUUCUUCCCCAUCUAUAACUUUCCAGGCGUGAGGAUACCGACGUCGAAACGAUGGCAAUUGAUGAAAGACCCGAAAUCGGUCAUCGUUGAGAACUUCUCACCCGCGACUCUCCAACACCUAGCUCGGUACGGGGUACAGUCGAGCACGGCCAACAUCUUUCAGAAAACAAAAAGCCUGGAGGAUGUUGUCCUCUCCGAUUGCCUCUGCUUCCCUUGGCUUAUUGUUGAGCACAAAAAGGCAGGUGAGAUGGCGCUGGAAGAAAAGUGCCACUGCCAGGCGGCCAACGCGGGGACAGCCGCCGUUAUGAUGCUUGAAACCCUGACCAGGAUUGUUCCUGGGGUCGAAGAGCAUGCCGCCAACGAGUACAUUCCACCCGUUGUGACUAUGACAACGGUGGAUAAGUUCGUCCGGGUGUGGAUCACGUACUGCUGCGAGCAGUCAGACGACGACGCCACGAAAUAUAGGAUGGACUGCGUUUGGAAAGGGGACAUGACGCUUGUCUCAGAUCUCAUCAAGUUCCGCGCCAUUCUUGAAAACGCGCACACUUGGGCCAUGCGUGAGCAGCGCCCUCGAAUCUCGGCUUACAUCGACCUAUGGAAAUACAAAUACCCGACGGGGAGUGAGAUCGAGAAUGAUCGGAGCAGUCUGGCUCCCUCUCUCGCCCACUUGAGCCUGCGCUCCCCUCCUCUAGCCCCAACCGUGGACGAGCAAACGAUCGGGACGGUGGUGCCAUUGCUUGAUGAUGGAACACUAACCCAAGAGCUCUGGGGUCAAUGGACGGACACUGAGGAUGAACUGGAUGGUGAAUAUGAACCGAACAGUGAAGAUGAACUGGAGAGUGAAAACAACAUCGACGCUGAAGAGGGCUUGGGUAGUCAAGAGUAUGAGGAGAAUGAAGCGGACGUGGAGAAUGAAGCGGAUGUGGAAAGUGAAGCGGACGUAGCAAGUGAAGAGGAUCUGGAAACUGAAGAGGAUGUGGAAACCGAAGAGGAUGUGGAAAGUGAGGAGGAUGUGGAAAGUGAAGAGGAUGUGGAAACUGAAGCAAACCUGGGCGCUGAAGAGGACCGUGAUAGGGAAGAGGCCCUGGGUAGUGGGGACGAACCGACGGAGGACGGAUACCCAGAGUCGAAGGGGCUAACAGAGGAGGAGGAUGAAUUAACAGAGGAAGAUCCAACGGAUGACGAACCAUUGACAUGGACGGGGACGUUGACAUGGGAAGAACAAACGACCGAGGGCGAACCGACAUCGGAGGAGCCAGCAGUAGAAGAGUUACCGGCACCAGGAGAGCCGAUAGCACGGGAGGAGCCCGUCGGGGAGGAGUCAGCAAGCAAGGAGCCAACAUUUGACGAGCCAUCAUCAACAGCCAGGAGGUGGGCAAUCUCAGAUCGACCAGAAAUACGAGACGAGUCCGUACUGGAGGAGCCGCCAUCGACUCCUCCGCGGCCGCUGCAUGGUAGGAGCCCAGGACCUCAGCCUCCUGCGAGCCGGGUUCUCCAGGAAUUGGCGUUUGGAGCAAGCCUGCCGGGGCCAUCUCACCAAAAUACCGGCCCUGGUAGUGAAUCCAACCAAGCCAGACCGUUGCCAGAGACAACCACACAAGUUGGCGCUGCCCGACUAGGAGACAAAAAGAUAUUCAAACAAGGCAUUUAUCUGCCACACCCCAGGUUACCAGGGAAAAGAAUGCGGGUGAAGCUACCGGACCCGGACCAACGGCAAAUCGCGCCAAUGCCCUCGAGAUACGCACGCUUCGAUUUCAGGUACCCACGGUUCUAUCUCGGACCCCAGCCAUCGACCCAACCCCCAACGAUAGACAACGGGAUUCGACUCGAAUUCAAGCCACCCCCAACCUCACCCCCCGAUCCCGGACGGAGGAUAGCGGUAAACCUAUCCGACUUCAACGACGGCCCAUUCAGCAAUUUCGCCGCGUCCGCCACGCCCCCAAUACGGCUGGCCAACCUUGCUCCUCAGGGGAUGUCGCCCACCCCGCCUUCACUCAACAACAACAACAACAACAACAACAACAACAACAACGCGGCGGCGCCCUUGGGGCCACCUCCGGGAGGGAUAUAUUCGGACCGCCCUGACACCCCACCUGCCAUCGGGGGGUUCUUUUCCAUGCUGAGCGUGCGGGCGGCCCUACCGCCGACGCCGGAGCCGACGCCCGGUCGGGGGAGGAAUAAGCCGCAGUUUAAUUCAUCUGUUUCGCCAUUCCUCCAUUUUACACCAUCGCAAGCGGCAAGCGAAGCAAACACGGAAGAGCAAACACAUCACAGAUCACAGCAUCUCCAAGGAACCCAAAAUAUUGGUUGACAACGAAACAGUCGAUUCUGCCUAGCUAAAAGCCAGAUUGAUUCCAUUGGGGGGGUAUUGUGAUGAAAAUCGCAAUCCUCUUCGUCCCUCUCUCCCAGCCCGAGAACCCGGAACCC